This is a messenger RNA of Dufourea novaeangliae, 3879 nucleotides long. RefSeq lists its product as uncharacterized. The record is from RefSeq and is a predicted model, not a curated record. Gene Ontology annotation, molecular function: cysteine-type deubiquitinase activity. NCBI's taxonomy places the organism in Eukaryota, Metazoa, Arthropoda, Insecta, Hymenoptera, Halictidae. Gene Ontology annotation, biological process: protein deubiquitination. The coding region runs from base 79 to 3249 and encodes 1056 amino acids. The transcript has 13 exons.
CAGCAAUGGCGGUAUAGGUAUUUCACUGAGAAUACAGUGGAUUUUCUGCAAAGUAAUAUCUUCAAUUUUAUUAUCUGAAUGGACAAUAAGGUCAACAUCUCAGAAGUAGAAAAUAUUUCAAUGAUCGGAUCACCUGAAAUCUUUGACCUACCUGAAUAUCCAGAGAUAUCAGAGACAUUAAUAGUAGAAGUAGAAUCUACUGGUCUCAGUCCAUUAACGUCUUCCUUAGAUCAUACACUUAAUCUCCAAGACGAUAAAUUACUUUCAUCUGAAGUUAACAUGCGCUUAGAAGAAUCAUGGGCUGAAGCAAACAGUUCAACAUCAGAUUAUGCCAUUCCACUACCACCGCCACCUGGUUUAGGUGAUUUCACCGAUGUUGGUGCAGAUUCUAUUGGCGAUAGUGGAAUUGGUAUAGAGCAUGGUCCAUUUUUACCACCUGGUACACCAGCUUUAAACAACUUGUUUUCAGAAGGUGGUGAUUCUCAAGAUGAUUCACCAAUGGAAGAUGCAUUGUUACGUGCAGGUGUAUGUGGUCUUCGUAAUCUCGGUAAUACCUGCUUUAUGGCUGCUGGUUUACAAUGUUUAACUGCAACCCCACCCGUCUUGCAACAUUUUUUGGAUUUGCAGCAAAGAGGGGAGAAACUACCUCCUCCUGAAUCACUGAUGGCACAUUUUAGUGUACUACUCAGCAAAAUGUGGUCUGGUAGAUACAGUGUUCUCAGGCCUAUUGAAUUUAAACAAACUUUAGGGGCUUAUCAUUCACAAUUUAAAGAUUACAGACAGCACGACUGUCAGGAAUUUCUGGCUCUUCUAUUGGAUUCCUUACAUGAACAAAUGAAUACUGCAAAGUGUACAAAGAAUUGCGAAACUCCUUCAUCUACAACUACUGCCAACUCGAUCAAUACAGUUGAGAAUUCAAAUGGGAAAACUAUGUCUCCAAUUACUGCCACUAGUAAUUCCAAUUGUAACUCGGACUUGUUGGAGAUGUACGAUUGUCUGCCAUCCCCAGAAUGUCCUAAUAGUCCUAAUGUAACAAUGGCUGGCUCACCCAGAGAUUUAGAUUCACCAAUAGGCGAGUUAAACAGUACUGCGAAUUCACCCCGGGGAUCACCUUUGAACGACGGCGAUGAUGAUGAAGAGACGCUCGAUUCCGAUGAAAUAGUUGAAGGAAAAUCAAACAGUUUUAUUCAUAACAAAGUUGAUGGAAAGGAGAAUGAAGUCGCUCCUUCGUUAAGGCUAGACACAUUGAUAGAACUUUCGAAAAACGUUCCCAAGUAUCACGGUCUUUAUGAUAUUCAUAAAGAAGCGAAAACUAGCAACGCGAACUUCUUAGUUACGCAACAGGAAUGCAACAAUGAGAUUCAUUAUGAUUCACAGAAGUAUCCGAAAGAGAAUGUCCGUAGAAUGCCGUUGGAUAACUCGAAUUUAAUGGAGAAUCAUGAUUUCGACAAUAAAAGCGUCAGUGUUAAAAGAAUAAAAGAGGUUAACGUUCAAAAAGUCAAUUUCGGCGUGGAUUACGCAUCGAGCGGUUCCGACAUAGAAUAUGACAAUGGUUUAGAGAAAUGUAAUGUGAAACGCAUGAGGCUAGAUGAUCAGGAGAAGAAUCAUAAACGCGAUGGGCUUGGAAGCAUUAGUUCUCAGUGCACACGGGUUUGUCAAAGUAACGGUAAUGGUGCUAUAGCUGCGCAAGAUGAGAUCGAAGCGGAUAAACAUUGGGCAAAACACUUGAGAUCUAAUAGGAGUAUAAUUGUUGACACUUUCCAGGGACAAUUUAAAAGCAAGGUUGUCUGUGCAGUGUGUAAGCACGUUUCAGUCACAUACGAGCCUUUCAUGUAUUUGUCAGUGCCACUGCCUCAUGCAAUGGAACGGCAACUGAAUGUCACGUAUGUUCCGGCAAAUGGCGAGCAACCUAUAAAGUGCGUCGUUUCAUUAAACAAGCAAGCACGUAUUGGAAAAUUGAAGGAGGAAUUGCUGAAGACACUUGGCAAGGAAAACAUAGCGGUGGCAAAUAUUGCACUUGCAGAAGUCUUAGAAAAUCAUAUAUCAAAGAUUUUGGAUGACAAUAUACUCUUGAGACACAUCAAUGACACGAAUCGAUCUAUAUACGCCUUUGAACUCACGGAACCACCUGACGCGUAUACUUCAGUGCCAGAUGGUGGUGGAGAUCGUGUGAUGGACACUGACGCCUGUCAGAAGUCUGCAAUCACGGGAGAGGAAGUUUCAUGUACGAUUUGUCUCGAGGAAUUGGACGGAGAUUUGAAGAGGCAUAUCGGACAUACAUGUAAUUUUAUCAUGUGUGAUAACUGUAUCGAGAAUUACUUCAAGGAUCACACAGAACCUCAAUUGUGUCCAAUGUGUCCAACGUACAUAACUGCGUCAGCCUUUAUUAAAAUUGAUCAAACAGGCCGACAGAGGCCUGCUGUUAGAAUCUUAAAUGUACCGCUGGUCUUACGGCACGACACGACGAAUGAAACGACGAACAACCGUAAAGGAACGAAACUUUUCGGUUAUCCGCAUUUAGUGAGGUUACCUUCAAGAGUGAAUGCUAAGGACCUGUAUGACAUUGUUAAAAGAAACGUACCGCAAGAAGGGGAUUACACGAUUCAUUUUGUUACUGGCCAGGGCCAUCAUUGUUCUCGUUGUAUCUAUACUGCGCACUGUACAGGUUGUAAUGUGGCUGAUAUCGGCAUGAUUGCCUUACAAAAUGGAGACACUCUAGCUGUGCGUUACACAGAACAUGUUCCUAAGAUUGCACCUCUGAUUGAACAUGUCAGCGUUAGCAAGCAGAGGCCGUAUCAUCCGUUGUCUUUAUACGACUGUCUUCAAGCAUUUAGCCAGAGCGAAACGUUAGAUGAACAUAAUCCUUGGUUUUGUCCAAAGUGCGAACGAAAUCAGUGCGCCACGAAAACGCUCAUGGUUCACAGAUAUCCCAAGUUCCUCAUAGUUUAUUUGAAGCGAUUUGUCUUUUAUGAGUGUGCUAGUAUGAAGUUAGACGAUAAAGUGACAUUCCCUUUGGUUGGCUUGAGUGUCGGUCGACACUUAUAUGACCUCUAUGCCUGUGUUUGUCAUUUUGGAGGAGUAUCGGCUGGGCACUACACGGCGUACGCGAAGAACCCUCGUACAGACGCGUGGUACUACUACAACGACGAAAUCACAAGCAGACAGAAGCCUCAGGAGGAAGAUUUUAGCAAUGCUUAUAUACUUUUCUACAGUCGGCAAGGGACCAAUUUAAAACCGUGCAAUAUAUAACCAGUGCUGAAUCAAAGAACCUGGCGAACCUGGAAAAGUGUCAGUGAGACGGAAAGAGUGGGGAAAGGAAUGAUUUAUAGGCAGUUAAAGUGGAGGUUUCCUAGGUGUUGCGAUCACGCGUUUACCGAACUGCAUCGUAUUGAAGGAAGACUGUUCACAAAUGUGACUAUCUAUUUUUCCUGUUGAUCUGCUCAUGGCCAGUCUCCUUCGUGUCUCUUCUCCUUCCCUGCGCGCGUUCUCCCAUUUCUAGCUGUUUGGAAAAAUCUCUUGCGAACAUCUUACAGGCAGUGCCCCGCGUGUACGAUCUAAUAAACGUGUCAAUUUGCUGACUGUCAAAUAUCAUUAACUAUAGGACAUGCGUUUCUUUCGGUGACCAUUUGUUGUAUACACGAAAGAUGUUCUUUUUUGCGGUCGUUAGAUCGUCGAUAAUGUUCAAUUGUGAAAACAGAUUCUGUGUCCGGUCCAGUACAUAUAUAUAUAUAUAUAUAUAUAUAUAUAUAUGGGAGAAGGACUGAGUGUAUUUAUACCGGCUAAUAAAUGUGUAAACAAGCGUCAAGAUUGUACAGUAGGUGAUUAAACGUAGACUCCAGGAAUUUGAACAGACGUAAUUUAUUAGCAAAUCAAAGGUGA